This is a messenger RNA of Arachis duranensis, 1021 nucleotides long. RefSeq names its product WUSCHEL-related homeobox 11-like. The record is from RefSeq and is a predicted model, not a curated record. Lineage: Eukaryota; Viridiplantae; Streptophyta; Magnoliopsida; Fabales; Fabaceae. The coding region runs from base 1 to 909 and encodes 302 amino acids. Gene Ontology annotation, molecular function: DNA binding; DNA-binding transcription factor activity. The transcript is spliced from 3 exons. Gene Ontology annotation, biological process: adventitious root development.
AUGGAAGAGCAAGGGCAGCAACACCAUCAAGACCCAAACAGGAGCCAUAGCCAUGGUGCUGGUGGUUCUUCCUCUUCCUCUGAGAAGCAGAGUAGCGAACCGGUGCGCUCAAGAUGGACGCCCAAACCGGAGCAAAUACUUAUUCUUGAAUCCAUCUUCAACAGCGGCAUGGUUAACCCUCCAAAGGACGAGACCGUCAGGAUAAGGAAGCUUCUAGAGAAGUUUGGCGCUGUCGGCGACGCUAACGUUUUCUACUGGUUCCAGAACCGUAGGUCCAGAUCUCGUCGCCGACAGCGCCAGAUUCAGCAGCAGCAACAACAGCAGCAACAACACCACCAACACCAGCUCGGUGUUGGUGUUGUUGGGGUUGGUGUUGGUGGUGCAAUUCAGUGUGAUCAGGAUCACCCUGGUCAACCUGCACUCUCAGUAGGGAGUUCUUUGGGUUUCGGAGGUUCUUCUUCUUUCGGAGAUUCUUCUUCUUGUUCUUUUCAUCUUCCUCCUCCUCCGACUGGUGCCGUUGGCGGUUCUUCUUCUUCUUCAUCUUCCUUCGGUGGUGAGCAAGAAGCUAUGGAUAACUUCUUCUCUGGUGUUCCUCCUCCUCAUCAUCAUACUCCUCAAAUGGGGUUCCAGGAAUUUGAUCACACUUCAUCUUUGUUCCCUCAUGUUCCACCAAAUUUCACCUACAACUCCGGAUUUGGGGGCAAUAAUGUGUCAGGAUUCAUCACAGUGUUCAUCAAUGGAAUUGCAACAGAAGUUCCAAGAGGUCUUAUAGACAUCAAAACAUUGUUUGGUGAAGAUGCAAUUUUAGUUCAUUCUUCUGGAGUGCCACUUCCAACCAAUGAGUUUGGCUUCUUAAUACAGACCUUGCAGCAUGGUGAAAGCUACUUUCUGGUUCCAAAGCCAACAUAAGCAGGAACCGGUCGAUCCUGGUAGCAGAAAAAUGGAAGCUUCGUCUAAAAAUGUUCUAAUUCCGUAAUAUUUCAUAUAUGGAUCAAAAUAAUAGAGAUCUUAUUGUGCUAUG